CCUCAGGGCCAGGCGCGUCAGUCUGUGCGCAAUUGGUGAUCACAUCACACCCAAGCGGACUUGGAGCAAGCAAAAGAGAGAGGAAGCAGAGAUUUAAGAGAAUCUCGUUCCCACUGCCUACCACUUUUGUGGACAUUUCGCGAGCGCGUCAAUCCGGCGGUGGAAGAUGUCUUUCCCCCAGCUUGGCUACCCGCAGUACUUAAGUGCCUCCCAGGCGGUUUACGGGAGCGAGAGGACGGGAGUGCUAACACCUUCCUCCCGGGGAGGGAGCACCGAAAUCGGAGGGAGUCCUUCAGCUACCGCUGCGGCUGUCACCUCGGUGUUGGGCAUGUACGCCAACCCGUACGCUCAUAACUACAGCGCUUUCUUACCUUACACCAGCGCGGAUCUGGCGCUUUUCUCCCAAAUGGGAUCCCAAUAUGAUCUGAAGGACAGUCCUGGCGUUCACCCGGCCAGUUUUGCAGCUCACACCUCUCCUGCCUUCUACCCAUACGGUCAGUUCCAGUACGGGGACCCGGCAAGGCCUAAGAAUGCCACAAGGGAGAGCACCAGCACCCUAAAAGCCUGGCUCAACGAGCACAGAAAGAACCCUUACCCGACGAAAGGUGAGAAGAUCAUGCUGGCAAUCAUCACCAAGAUGACCCUAACGCAGGUCUCCACCUGGUUCGCUAAUGCAAGGAGGAGAUUGAAGAAGGAGAACAAGGUGACAUGGGGGAGCAGGAGCAAAGAGGACGGAGAAGAUGGCAAUUUAUUUGGCAGCGGAGACGAAGCAGAGAAAAAUGAGGAUGAGGAGGAGAUUGACUUGGAGAGUAUAGAUAUAGACAAAAUAGACGAUAAUGACGGGGAUCAGAGUAACGAGGAUGACGAUGAUAAAUCCACCGACGGGGGCACUAGAGACCACAGAGGCGAUGGAGACGCAGGUGGAGAGCUGGACAGCUUGGAGAAAAGACGGGCCUUCUCCUUGCAGGGCCACGAGGCCUUGGACAAAUCAAAAAGCUCGAUUUCACUACAUCCGGGCUGUAAAGACAACUCAGAGAAUAACAAUACAACAAGAGUACUAUCUCCGGACAGACCUGGAGGCUUUCCCUUGCCCUCGAACAAUAAACCCAAAAUAUGGUCAUUAGCAGAAACCGCCACAACCCCUGACUCUUCAGCCCAGAAACCCACGUCCCCUUCUGGUCCGGUGGGCCCCUCUCACCCACAUAUACAGGCACACCCCGCCUUCCUCCCCAGCCACGGACUGUACACUUGCCAAAUUGGAAAGUUCCACAACUGGACGAACGGUGCAUUUCUGGGCCAGAACUCCCUGCUCAAUGUGAGAUCCUUUCUGGGGAACCACCAUCACCAUCAUCAGCACCAGAACCACCACCUUGCGGCCCAGCAACAGCAGCAACCGACUUCAGUGGUGGUGUCUCCGGUAGCAGCUCCCCUCAGCCAAGAGAACAAGACCCCAAUGGACAGCCCCAAACACAUAGAACACGAACAUGGUGUACGGUGUGAUUCGCCUCCAACACCAACAUUGAAGCCUUCUUUUCGACCCCUUCAUGACAGAUCGUCAAGGAGUCCACAAGACGCUACGCAACGGGUCCUCACUGCUCUCUCUUCUGCUUGAGAUUUUUUUUUUUUUUUUAAUUGUGUGCUUGCAACGAAUACGACGGUAAAAAGACUUUACCCCCUAAAAAGGACAAGGAUUAAUUAUGAAGCUGCGUAUCAUUCAUUCUUUGCAGUCGGUACGGCCCAAAUAGCCGUUAUUUGGUAAUAUCCUGUGGAUGGAAAAAUGAAGAUGAAUACUUCCUCUGUUGUUGUGCCGCCUGUAAUCGCGCCUAUAAUGUUAAUAUAUCGUUCUCGAUUUUCCAGACCGUCUGGGACACUUUUGGGAGGCUUUUUACUUUAUUAUUAUUAUUAAUAUUAUUAUUAUUAUACCUUGUUAAUAUGGUGUCCUUUCUUUAAUGUAAAUAUCAUGUGAUUUAAAUUUGUAAAUAGAAAACGUUGAAGGAAUUUGUCCAGAUCUUAUAUUUUGCCUAAUAAACUAAAUAUUGGAAUUAUAAGGAAGCAGCAAAUAUUUAUUGUUAUCAUUAUUAAUUAUAGUAUUAUCGUCACA
This is a messenger RNA of Corythoichthys intestinalis (scribbled pipefish), 2101 nucleotides long. It is a transcript of the gene irx1a, whose product is annotated as iroquois homeobox 1a. The transcript is spliced from 5 exons. Gene Ontology annotation, cellular component: nucleus. The record is from RefSeq and is a predicted model, not a curated record. NCBI's taxonomy places the organism in Eukaryota, Metazoa, Chordata, Actinopteri, Syngnathiformes, Syngnathidae. Gene Ontology annotation, biological process: cell development; regulation of transcription by RNA polymerase II; neuron differentiation. Bases 167 to 1612 code for a protein of 481 amino acids. Gene Ontology annotation, molecular function: RNA polymerase II cis-regulatory region sequence-specific DNA binding; DNA-binding transcription factor activity, RNA polymerase II-specific.